GACCCCUCAAAUACCACGGUCUUUGUUGGUGGAUUACCUGCUUGCAUCAGCGAAGAGACCUUGAAGACCUUUUUCCAGAAUUUCGGUGAGAUCACUUAUGUGAAGAUACCACCCAACAAGGGCUGCGGAUUUGUUCAAUACGUGAGACGAGCGGAUGCCGAAGCAGCUAUGCUGAAGAUGCACGAUUUUCCAAUCCAUGGUAAAUCGAGAAUCAGACUAAGCUGGGGU
Melampsora larici-populina 98AG31 is the source of this 228-nucleotide messenger RNA. RefSeq lists its product as uncharacterized. Gene Ontology annotation, molecular function: RNA binding. The record is from RefSeq and is a predicted model, not a curated record. The annotation marks the transcript as partial. NCBI's taxonomy places the organism in Eukaryota, Fungi, Basidiomycota, Pucciniomycetes, Pucciniales, Melampsoraceae. Gene Ontology annotation, cellular component: nucleus. The transcript is spliced from 2 exons.